AUGCCCGCGACCCGUCGCACGCCGAGUAAACGUCCGAGCGCGCCGCGUGCCAGCGCCCGCGUGCCCGCUCACGCGUCGUCGUCGUCGACGAAGCGCUCGCCCCAAAAGCGAAAGUCGUCCAAAUCGACGCCGAAACCACGCGCCGUCACGCCCACGAAGCCGCACUUUGAGUUCGGGGGACCUAUAGGGGCUCUGGGGAUCACCGUCGUCCUCCCGCUCGUGUGCUACUUUCUCGUGCAUGCUUGUAACGAGGACGGAUGCGUCGAGGUCGGGCGGCUCGCGCGCGAGGGCGCGAAGGCUCUCCCGGGGUUCCCGUCGCACAUGCCGCUCGCGAGCGCGCGAGGGACGGUGUACGCGCUCGGUUGGAUGGCAUUCACAGUGAUGAUGCAUGUCUUGAUCCCUGGUGCGGUGAAGGAGGGCGUGACGCUACCGGACGGGACACGCCUGCGGUAUAAGCUCAACGGGUUUCGAGUGUUCGUCGUGACAAUGGCGGUGGUAGUCUUCGGCACGAGAGCGAACGUGGUAGAUCUCGCGAGUGUACACGAUGAGUUCUUAUCCAUGCUUACGGCGAUGGUGGUGUUCGCAUACGUGCUGUCGACGUAUUUGUACGCGAGCUCGUUCGGACGAGGCAAGAUGCUCGCAGCGGGCGGCGACAGCGGGAACGCAGUGUACGAUUUCUUCAUCGGACGCGAGCUCAAUCCAAGAAUCAUGAACGGGGCGUUCGAUUUGAAGGUUUUCUGCGAGUUGACGCCCGGAUUAAUCGGUUGGUUGUUGUUAGACUUAGGUUUUGCCGCGAAGCAGUACGCUCGAAUUGGCACCGUCACUGCGCCGAUGGUUUUGGUGUGCGUCUUCCAAGGGGCGUAUGUUAUUGACGCUUUGUGGAAUGAACCAGCGAUUUUGACCACAAUGGACAUCACCACCGAUGGUUUCGGUUUCAUGCUUGCGUUCGGAGACUUAGUAUGGGUGCCGUUUACGUACUCGCUGCAGUGCCGGUACAUCCUUGAGCACUCGGUGAGAAUAUCUAACGCGCACGUUCUCGCCAUCCUCGUGGUGCAGUGCGUGGGAUACUGGAUUUUCCGUGGCUCUAACUCUCAGAAGAACUUGUUCAGGACUAACCCGAACGACCCGAGGGUGUCGCACCUGAAGACGCUUCAGACCAAGCGUGGCACCAAGCUCAUUGUCAGCGGUUGGUGGGGAAUCUGUCGCCACGUCAACUACCUCGGCGACUGGAUCAUGGCCUGGGCGUGGUGUCUCCCGUGCGGAUUCUCUCACCUCGCCCCGUACUUCUACGUCAUCUACUUUGGCAUCCUCCUCGUGCACAGAGAUGGCAGAGACGGCGAAGCGUGCGAGAAAAAGUACGGAGCCGACUGGACGCGAUACUGCCAACUCGUCAAGUACCGCCUCAUUCCCUUCGUGUACUAG
This is a messenger RNA of Ostreococcus tauri, 1422 nucleotides long. Its product is annotated as Ergosterol biosynthesis ERG4/ERG24. Gene Ontology annotation, cellular component: endoplasmic reticulum membrane. Gene Ontology annotation, biological process: sterol biosynthetic process. Gene Ontology annotation, molecular function: oxidoreductase activity, acting on the CH-CH group of donors, NAD or NADP as acceptor. NCBI's taxonomy places the organism in Eukaryota, Viridiplantae, Chlorophyta, Mamiellophyceae, Mamiellales, Bathycoccaceae. The coding region runs from base 1 to 1422 and encodes 473 amino acids. The record is from RefSeq and is a predicted model, not a curated record. The transcript has a single exon.